CGUUAACGCAACCUAGUUAAGUCCCGCCUAUCAGCUCCACCCCAUUCGUCUCGUCAUGUCGCUCUGCUUGUUUCUUCUUGCGUCUGCGUUUGCAUUGUGCGUGCAUUCGCUGGACGUGUCUGUUGUCGAUGUGAGCGAUUUCAAACUGUUGCGCUCGUGCGGCGCUUCGUCUCUCUACGAACUGCAACUGCAGACAAAGAACUCAUACGAUGUUGCACCGAUGCUUGUGGAAUUGAGAGGAAGUCGUUAUGACAUGGGCUAUGCAUAUGGAAAUUUGCUUUCCAAGGAAAUUGAGGCUGCGUAUCACUCUUUGAUGAAGUGGAUUCUUGGUGACCAUUGGUAUGAUGAGGUCUUGGAGUUACUCUUUGCUGACGCCUUGGACUGGCAGUGGGAUGACUACUUGUCUAUUGAACUUCCUAUUGCAUAUAAAGAGGAAUUGAUCGGUGUUCGCGAUGGAGCUGCUGCUGCUGGUUGUCCUUCAUGCGGUAACAUGGUAACUCGCGCUAUUGCAUUGUCCAACAUGCCUGGAGAUACUCAAGAUGUUCUUCUCCUACUCAUGCGUGAGUUCAACAAAACAGAUUUACAGCUAGGGCAGUGGCCACACAGGCAACCAACAGGCAAAGCAACCAACAUGCAUUGUUCUAUGUUUGGAGUUUGGGGCAGUAGAACUGCAGGACAGCGUCUGUUCUCAGCUAGAAAUCUCGACUGGAACAAAGAUACAGGUGUGAACAAAGCGAAACUUGUUGCGGUCUAUAAACCUGAUGAUGGAGCUAUAGCACAUGCCACAGUAGGAUUUGCUGGCCUCUACGGAGCACUAGCUGGAAUGAGUGCAGAGGGUCUUACCGUGCACGAAGCUAAUCUAGAAGAAGACGAGAUCACGUGGAAUGGGAUACCGUUCGUACUGCGUCUCAGAUAUGUAAUGGAGUGGGCAAAGAACUUGUCAGAAGCUCGAGAAAUCUGGAUGCAGACAAACAACACUGUUGGGUUCAACCACAUGAUCGGAAGUGGAAAUGAUGCCGCAGCUUAUGCAAACAACAAGAGAAGUCAAUACGCUGCGCUAGCAAUGGAAACAAUGUAUCAAUACACAGCAUUUUUCCACGACAAUGAUGCUCGAGAAGCUGAUGCUGUGUACAGCAGCAAGCCUUCUGAAAGUGUUGUUCACAUUGGUUUUCCGAUCAAUGAGGCGGUGUGGCGCACAAAUCACGGUUACGAUCCGGUCAUUAGACAGCACUAUGAGUGGAGCCAGGCACCGUCAUCAUGGUCAAUGCAAAGAUAUAUGUUUAUGCAUGAAGCAUUCACGUCGUACGAAAGGAAUAGGAUCAAAAUCGAUGUCGCUGAAGCCAUCAAUAUUACAGCUAUUGUUGGCGACAAAGGGAGCCACGCCUAUGAGUGCAUGGAUAAUACGGAUGGUACAAAUGUUCUGAGCGUCACAUAUGACCCCAAUGUAGAGACAAUGUAUUGUGCAUGGGAAAGCAAGAGUGGCAGCGACUGGCGACCUGCCUGCUGUUCGACUUACGUCAAGCUCGACAUGACAAAGUUCUUCAAAUAAUAUUUCUCCGCUCCAUGAGGUGCCUGACGCAAUUACGUAUUGUGACCAAGUAUAUCAUGUUUACAUGUCUGUCAGUUGCAUGAUUUAAUUACUAUGU
Molecule: messenger RNA, 1646 nt
Organism: Corticium candelabrum
Lineage: Eukaryota; Metazoa; Porifera; Homoscleromorpha; Homosclerophorida; Plakinidae
Exons: 13
Coding region: 56-1549 (497 amino acids)
Source: RefSeq, a predicted model, not a curated record